GUCUGUCAAUGUCAAUGAUGUCAACUGUCAAUCACAAAUGAAUAUAGUCAUUAUUUAUAAAAAAAAACAAUUUCAGUAUUUUUUAUUUGUUUAAUCAAUUCAGUAUUCUCCGCAAGAAGCAAGUGAAAAUUAAUUACACAAAGAUGGGUUAUAAGGUGAUUGAACUCGGACGAAACAAUUUAUAUGAUCGUGUAAAUAAAUUAUUAGUUUCCUGUGAAUGGAGUGAUUGUAGUUUUUCAGUAUGUGGAAAAAAACUGAAAGCACAUAAAUUAAUACUAGGCGUGAGUAGCCCAGUUUUUGAAGCAAUGUUCUAUGGCCCAUUGUCCACCAAUGAUGAUAUCAUUAUAACAGACAUUGAACCGAGUAUAUUUCAGCUAUUACUUAAUUAUAUUUACACAGACAAAUUGGAUAUAGAUUCUAUAGAAGAAGCCUAUGAUGUGUUAUACGCCUCGAGGAAAUAUAUGUUGGAAAAUUUAACUGAUAUCUGUAUUUCGUAUAUACAAUCCAAUAUGGACAUUGAUAAUGUUAUAACCGUGUUAAACUAUCCUGAGUAUAUACAAGAUAAUCAACUAGUGUUAUCAGCAUUGAAACUUUUUUGUCAACAUGCAGACUAUCUAUUAAAAGAGAACAAAAAAUACAUUAGUCUUACAUGCAUGCAAAAAAUCCUCAACUGCAAUGAAAUGAAUAUUUCUGAAAAAGAUCUCAUACAAGAAGUUUUUGAAUGGACGAAACACUACUGUGACCAGAAUAAUGUUGAAAGUGAUUUCCAAAACAGGAGGGACGUGCUGAUCAAAUGUGGCCUUUUGAAAAAGCUACGCUUAUUUACUUUGUCUAUGGCUGAUAUUGAGGAAAUCAAAGGUUGUCAAUACAACCUGCUAAUACAUGAUGAAAUUGACGAUUUGAAACAAGUGGUAAGAGGUUCUGGGAUUAUGACUAAUAAAGUCAUAAGUACAUUUGACACAAAGAUAAUACCAAGAAAUGCUUUGAAAUUGCAUUGGUGUUUGUGUCAUCGUGCACCUAUUCGUUCUGAGUCACCCAUAGUUGUAGACCCAGUGUAUAACUCCACUGUGCACACCAGAGUGAGGGCUAACAAAUCAACAUUUAUCAAUUCACUAAAUGUCCAAUCGAGGAUGGCACCAGUGUGUAAUCAAUUCAACACAAAUGUAUACUUUGAACAGUUCACUAUUUCAGUUACAUGUGAAUUGAGUAAGAAAAUAAUUAGUACAUUUAAUUUUAAAAGGAACAUAGAAUAUGAUUCCAACAUUGAAGUUAAAUUUAUUAAACCUCUGCUUUUUAAAAAGAAUUUAUGGUACAAUAUAAGCAUUAAAUGGCCACAGCUGAAUAGAUAUUCUUUAUAUGCUGUAGAGAGCAGAGACAGUGGUUACAAUAAUGGCAAAAUCAAGUUUGAAUUUGAAGACUUGACCAAGAAUGGUGGUAGCUUUCUGAGAGCUGUAAAAUUUUGCAUAUAAGUAUUUGCAAAAUUUACCCCACAUAAGAAUAAUUUAUGAAACUCAUGUUUAAUUGGGGUUAUCAACUUUCAAUAGUGUUAUCAUUAAAAUGUCACUUCAUUUUCACUUCAAUUUUUGUCUAAUGCACCUUGGCAAUAAAAAUGUAACUUAUUGUAACUGUAUUGUGAUAAUAAUACAAUUUAAAACAACUUGUUUACCCAACAGCAUAAUACUUUAUUUGUAACUGGUUUAUGUGACAUGUUUUAGAUAUAUUUAUUGCAAUAAUUUUCAUUAAAUAACAAAGAUAAAGUAGGAAAGUAGAUGUUAAAUAUGCACCUAAUUUAAAAGGUAAAUUGGUAUAGCUAUUCUAUUUUCGGAAGACGGUUUGGCUUUUGCUUUGGGUUUAGUAGUACAUGUUUAAGACAGGUAUUUGUGUGUACAGUAGCAUAGUAUAUAAAACAGGAACAUGUUUAUAAGUAAGCAACUGUUUUUGGUAAAUUGGAGUUACAUUAUUUCAAUGGGAUGGUGUGUUCCCCUCAAAAUAAUGUGUUUGCAUUCCUUUAGUUUAGCUGACGCCCGCAACUUCGUUUGCGUGAAAUUCUUUUUUUCACAAAUGAGAGUAGCCUAUGUUCUGCUCAAAGCUCCAGUUUAUCUCUGUACUAAAAUUCAUCAAAAUCGGUUCAGCUAUUUAGAUAUGAAAAGGAAACACGUAACGGUAUUAAUAAAAUAUAUUUAAGCGAAAGGUCACUUUUAUUUUAGAUUAUAAAUGCGAAAUAUCAAAAAUUGCUUGACAUCCAAAGACGAAAUUUGGUAGAGAGGUAUGUAGGUAAUAGUAGAAUUUGAGAACAGUCGCGAGAGUCAACUAGUAUUAGUGUGGACACACAAACGCGUUUGUUCUGUCUUACUAUACCCACACCCGUCUUCUGGAAAUAGAUUAUCUUUAUUUGGAUAUAGGUAGCACGUAUGGGUACGUAAUAUUAAUUGGGGAGUCUGGUCUAUUUGUAAUGUACUACGUAUUAAUAAUUUUAGGUUUACACUCAUAAGAAUUGCAUUUACUAAAAUAAUUCCCUCAUUUUACAUUUUAUUUAUUGAAUAGUAAUGGAGCAUUAGGUUAGGUAAGUAUGCAGCACAAUGGCAACACGCAAUCCAAACAAAUCCAAAAAGCAAAUCACGUAUUGGAUGUUGUGUGUAUAAAAUUAGCAUGUUGCCAAUGUGUACCCAACUUAUCUAUAGGUAUCUUCUUAUAAAUACUUUAACUAAAAAUCUCUGACAUGUGAAUCUAAGUAUAUCAGUAUUCCUGUGGUAUGUAAUUAAAUUAUAUUAACAAGCAUU
Molecule: messenger RNA, 2780 nt
Organism: Bicyclus anynana (squinting bush brown)
Lineage: Eukaryota; Metazoa; Arthropoda; Insecta; Lepidoptera; Nymphalidae
Product: kelch repeat and BTB domain-containing protein 12
Exons: 2
Coding region: 144-1469 (441 amino acids)
Biological process (GO): neurogenesis
Cellular component (GO): cytosol; P-body
Molecular function (GO): protein binding
Source: RefSeq, a predicted model, not a curated record